AUGAUUACACAAGAUAUUGGGAAAAUGUCAAAUAUUGAACUAAAGAUUUCAGAUUUAGGACUUUCUAGUAAAAUAAAUGAAAUUAAUGUAGAUAAUGGAACGUAUGGAGGAGUAGUACUAUUUGUUGUUGACGAAAUAUUAUCGG
Messenger RNA from Dentiscutata erythropus, 145 nucleotides. The record is from the annotation of a GenBank genome assembly. NCBI's taxonomy places the organism in Eukaryota, Fungi, Glomeromycota, Glomeromycetes, Diversisporales, Gigasporaceae.